Messenger RNA from Helianthus annuus (common sunflower), 862 nucleotides. RefSeq lists its product as uncharacterized. Lineage: Eukaryota; Viridiplantae; Streptophyta; Magnoliopsida; Asterales; Asteraceae. The record is from RefSeq and is a predicted model, not a curated record. The coding region runs from base 290 to 703 and encodes 137 amino acids. The transcript is spliced from 2 exons.
GAACAGGUAUUUCAAAACCGACACUUUGGACGAUAACUUUACAAUUCGUUUUGGAGGUACAUACAUGUGGAAUGUCAAAGUGAAUAGGCUCUGGGGAUCGAACUACUUCAUUCAAGAUUUCUCACAAAUCAACAAAGAACUUCAUCUCAUAUCAGGUGAUGUAAUCGUUUUUGAGUUGGUUGCGAUACGUAUUUUCAACAUUCUGGUUUUCCGUCCUAAUGGAAUAUAGUUUGUUGUUCCCGAGGUUGCCAAUAGUGUUGGUGUUGAAGAAGAGGAAGACACAUAACAAAUGGAUGUUAGUGAAGAUUUGUUAUUAGACGACGAAAAUCAAGACAUGGAAGAUGACAUUGUAGACGUUGAACAUGAUGUGCCAGUCAUUGUAGCGGAUCCUGUGUUGGAACCAGACUUUGUUGACGUUCCACAUAUUCCGGCCAUUGUUCAUCAAGCCAACCAAUACGAACUAACAUGGUGUCCAUCAUUUCGUUUUCGGUUCCCAAAGGCAUUUGCAGCAAAUGUAGAUAUGUCUGUCCUUGAUGAGAUGGUAGUUCAAACUGAAGACGGGUUUUCAAUGACACUAGAGAUCCGGCAAGAAACGGCACGUUGGAAAAUGUUGCAGGCUGGGUUGGAAAAUGGAGCUCAGUUUUUGCUGCGAUAUUAUAGGGAUCAAAACAUGUUGGAAUUCUUAAUCCGAACCCCUAGGUGAUGUAUCUAUGGACAGAUAGCGUCAGAAGUAAACAACUAAUAUCGUUACCAAGCAUGUCGUAUGUGUGGUAACAGUUUUGGAACAAUUAUUACUAUAUAUGUUUUGUUUACAAAAACUUAAUGUGUAACGAAUAUUAUGUCGAUGUACUUUUGGGACGUG